CUGGAAGACUAAUCACAACAGAAUCAGAUUGAUUAACGCAGUUGCGAUAUGAAUUCACGUCAGGCUUCCUACAUAACGUCGACGUGGAAGCGAGUCUUUGUCGAUACGGGCGCGAUACCCCUUCCUUCCUCCCCGUAUUCAUUUCUUCGUUGCGUGUGCUCUCUGCCUGUGUUCAUACGCUAGGGUUCGAAGAUGAAUGGAAUCCGGUAUUCCUCCUUCAUACAUCAGAGCCGCUCCUUCGAGGUGUAUCCUCUGACUUCCGAUUUGAACCAUUCCCCCAAAAUCACGACAACCACUCUUCUGUCCUCAAUGGCCGUUUCCCGGUCUCUCGAGUCACAACUUCCAGUUUUGCCAGAAUCCGUCGAAGACUCUGCGCGUCGAUUGUCGAUUAUCGCCGGUAUCUCGAUUUCUUCUGUUGCUCUCUUAGUGGUUCUAGGAACCGGAUGUAUACUCCAAUGGCGCAGGCGGCGCCUAUCCCGCGAGCGCAACAUCGCCGCCGUCGACCUCGAGAAGGAGCUGCCAGUCGAUCCAGAACGAGCGUCACUGGACUCGGUCCCCGAGACGUGGCAGCAACAUCAAGGACCGAUGGAACACGCUCAAACAUUACCCUUUGGCGAUCUCGAAGUGCCAUAUUCCCACUCCGUCGCGGCUGGGCCGGUUCCCUUGAGCGAAGAUAAACAGGAAACGACGGAAAUGGCUUGCUCGGCGGCAAGAUUGCAUUUAUCUGCCGGUCCAUGGACAGACACAGAUGCCACAAAGAUAUCAGUUCCUCUCCGACCAUUCCCCAGUGUUCCACGUACACGAUUGCACACAUUGGUCCUUCAUCCAAUCUUCGAUGAGUGCACGCACAGAUCACAUGCUCCUGAUCCAGGCAUCCUGUCAAGCGAUCCUGGUGCUCUGUCGCCGACUGCCAGGGCCAUAACGAAACACCGUCCGUUGUUGGUUCGACCCUUGCCCAAGAUUCCUGUGCCCGUUGAUAUAGAAACGGAUACCGAGUCCUUGAUAAUCUGAUCGAUUAUGAUGCAUCUUGAAGAUAGCGCAGGCCUAUAUGUACUUCUACACAGAGAAUCGAUGCAUGUGCAUGGCAGAUGAAUACAAAAACUGUCAAGAAUA
Molecule: messenger RNA, 1113 nt
Organism: Mycena citricolor
Lineage: Eukaryota; Fungi; Basidiomycota; Agaricomycetes; Agaricales; Mycenaceae
Source: the annotation of a GenBank genome assembly